AUGACAAUUGAUGAAGCCUUUGCUCAUCCCUGGCUAAAUGGAGCAACAGAGAAGAAACUGACUGGCACCAAACUGUCCACUCAACAUCACAAGGAUUAUCAACAGAGAAAGCGCCAUCGUGAGGACGAACUUGAUAUCCUUCCAAUUGGUCGCAUAUCUCGUGACAGUGCCAUCUUCAGGCGGGAAGGAGAACAAGGCGUAAUCGCUAAGAACAUCAUCAUGGAAUUACCUCCCCAUGCCCCUGUGUUCUGCGAGCCUCUCACUGAUGUGUCUGGAUUUGAAGGUUCCAGAAUAGAAAUGACUUGCAAGAUUAGUGCUAAACCAGCUCCUAGAAUCAAAUGGUUCAAAGACGGGGAAGAACUACAGGAAGGAAAGAAAUAUCACAUGACCUACAGUGACUACUAUGCGUCCCUCUUCAUCAGUGACCUUGACCUUGAGGACGCUGGGAAGUACAGAUGUAAGGCUUUCAAUGACCUUGGUGAAGACACAACAACAGGCAAACUUACCGUAGAGGAAAUCCUUCACCGCAGGAAGAGAAAGGAAGAGUUGGAGUCCCUUAGGGUCAAGUACCCCAAACAUGAUUACGAUCUGAGUUUGAUCGACUCCAACAUCCCACCAUCCUUCACCCUUCCACUCAUCGACCAAGUGAAGCAUGUUGGCGAGAACUGUGAAUUUACAGUCACAGUGACAUGCCGACCUGAGCCUGAGGUCACCUGGUUCCAUAACAACGAAGAGGUCCAUGAAUCAGAGGCAUUCGAGUUUGUCCACAGUAAGGGUGUAUACCGCCUUAUCAUCCAUGGCGUUGAAACUCUGGACGCUGGUCAGUGGCGCUGUGAAGCAGUCAAUAAGUAUGGACACAGCUGGUGUUCAUGUGACCUCAAGGUCAUAGACAAGAUGCCAGAAGGUGGUGAGCCACCAGUCUUCAUCAGAAAGUUACAAGACACUACAAUUGUAGAGGGCAGCUCUGUUCGGCUUGAGUGUAAGGUCAAAGGUCAACCUCAUCCAGAAAUAGAAUGGUACAAAGAUCGUAAACUGAUCCGAUCAGGUCGACAUUAUGCUAUCAGUAAAGAGGGUAGCACUUGCAUUCUAACCAUCCAUGAAGCCUUCCCAGAAGACACCGGAAAAUACAUGUGUCGUGCCGUGAAUACCGUUAGUUCUACAACUACUGAGGCCCAGCUCCGAGUCCAAAGAGCAGAAGGCGAGGAGUCAGAAUUCCUGUUUGAACAUUACGUACCAGACGAAGCUAGACUUGUAGAAAGAACUGUUCACUUCAAAAUAGAGACUGAGCCAAACUUUACUGCGACCUUGAAGGACAAAUCAGUUACCGUGGGAACACAUGUCAAAAUGUUGUGUUCUCUCACCGGAAUACCUGCCCCUCGGGUCAUAAUAUAUCAUAAUGAUGUUGAUGUUACCAGGGACGACCACUACAUGAUUACGAACAAUCACGGGUUGGUCGCUCUGGAGUUUUACUCAGUCAAGCUCAGUGAUGCAGGGCGAUAUACAUGUAAAGCCGUCAACAGUGAGGGAGAGGCCUCAUGUCAGGCUCGGCUCCAGGUCCUGGAUGUUGAGGAGGAAGUUCCAAGAAGUCCGGAUUAUGUCCGGCCAAGUUUCACGACCCCCAUCCAUGACUUGACUGUGACAGCCGGAGACGAGGCC
Messenger RNA from Ylistrum balloti, 1656 nucleotides. Its product is annotated as myosin light chain kinase, smooth muscle-like. NCBI's taxonomy places the organism in Eukaryota, Metazoa, Mollusca, Bivalvia, Pectinida, Pectinidae. The record is from RefSeq and is a predicted model, not a curated record. The transcript has 11 exons. The annotation marks the transcript as partial.